ACGACAAUGGUCCAGAAAACAAAUGGCGAAUGCGUUAGCAGCCAUAGGCCCAGCGUGCGAGUAACAUGAAGCUGACUGGCACACAGUGCUUCUUUUGCCGUUUGUAUAUUUCUGUAGGUUCUCUAUACGGUUGGGCUGUUGAAGUACGAGGCUUUUGCUGCAAUAUAACCGCUGGGUGUAAAGCUGCCAGUCUUGCGUAGAGAAGCUCCCUGUAGAAAUGCGCGCUUAUUCGGCAUGCUGCUUAGAUAUGCCCGCUACUCUAUGGAUCUGUUGGCAUAGGGGCCAUUACAAAUACUUGCAUGUGCAGGGGAAGGGCUGAACCAUGUCAGUUGAUGGAGAUGUUGACUAUGGGCAUGAGUUUCCAGCCCAUUAUAAAGUGAUGCUUGACAAACUGAAUGAGCAGCGUCAGCUGGAUCAGUUCACAGACAUCACUCUCAUUGUGGAUGGACAUCAGUUUAGGGCCCACAAAGCUGUUUUGGCUGCAUGCAGUCAGUUUUUCCACAAAUUCUUCCAGGACUUCACUCAAGAGCCUCUAGUGGAGAUUGAAGGUGUUAGCAACACUGCCUUCCGCCACCUAAUGGAGUUCACUUAUACGGCUACAUUAGCUGUGAAUGGUGAGGAAGAAGUCAGUGAUGUCUGGAGAGCUGCAGAGUACCUUCAGAUGCAAGAGGCAAUCAAAGCCUUGAACAACAGAAGGAAUGGUACCACCUCAUUAAACCCUUCUCAGGCCUUGGCUGGAAAGAGCAAGGCUAAGAAGAGGAAGAUCGCAGAGACCUUCAAUGUGAUCACUGAGACUCUUCCUUCAGUGGACACUGAAUCCGUUGAAAUUGAGGUGGAGGUUGAUGAGGAGCAUAUCGAGGUGGAGGAAAGCGGUCUGGUGGAGGUAGUGGAUGCUGCCAGGAGUUCUACCGAACCCUCUUCGGAUGACUCCGCAUUGGCCUUGCUGGCCGACAUCACUAGCAAGUACCAGCAGGGAGAGCAGACGCUCCAUGUGAUGAAAAAGGACGAUGAGACAGUAGUCGUUCAGGAAGAGGCUGUAAUGGCCUCCAAGACCCUGGAGAAUAUUGAAGUGGUGGAGGUCCAGAUCUCUCAGCUGGACAACCUUUUCCGUUGUGACAAGUGCGACCGCUGCUUCAAACUCUACUACCACCUCAAACAGCACAUGAAGACUCACACCGCAACCCCGGAUAGGGGCUUUGUCUGCAGGCACUGCAGCAAAGUAUACGCUCGAGAAGGAGCCCUUAAACAGCACCUGAACAAUUAUCAUUUUGAUGCGGAGGAACAGUCCCGACGGCAGAAAAAGAAAGUGCAUGUUUGCGAGUACUGUGAAAAGCAAUUCGAUCAUUUUGGACACUUCAAAGAGCAUUUAAGGAAGCACACAGGUGAGAAACCCUUUGAGUGUCCAGAAUGCCAUGAACGUUUCGCCAGGAACAGUACGCUGAAGUGCCACAUGUCAGCAUGUCAAAAUGGCUCUGGAGCCAAAAAAGGGCGAAAGAAGCUCUAUGAAUGCCAGGUCUGUAGCAGUGUUUUCAAUAGUUGGGAGCAGUUCAAGGACCACUUGGUGACCCACACGGGUGAGAAACCCAACCACUGCACCAUCUGCGAUCAGUGGUUCACACAACCCAGAGACCUCCAUGCUCAUCUGCAAGAACACCAUGGCUUACAGGAGAAGGUUAUCGUCACAGAGGAAGUCAUGAUUUCUGACCCAACCACAGUUUUGACUAUGGCAGAGGUUGAGGAGGGAGAGGAGAGGGUGAUACUGGAGCACGGCAUGCGGGUGGAGCAUGUUAGUGUGGAUCCGGUGGAUGUUGUAGCUGUUGAGGAGACUCUUGUGGUGGAGGAAGAGACGCCUCAGACUGAAGGUGGGGUGGGAGAGACAGUGGUUUUACAAGUAGAUGCUGAGAGAUUGAAAGAACAAGCAAUGGAAAUCCAACUAGCACAGGUGACUGUUGCAGAACCAGCAGACUGUGACAUUAAACAAGAGGCCGUGGACAGUUCGAAAGAAGAAAAGAUUGCAAAUGUAUGAAAGGCCUCUGCUGUGCAUGGACACUUUAAGAAUGAUAUGGGGAGAUAAUCCAGGCCUUUUCUCCUUUUCCACCCCUCAAAGUUAAACAGUAAUGCUCAUCCAACAAAGCUGGAUCACCUGCUUAAUUUCUUUCAGCUUUGUCAAGCAGUGUCUCUAUAAAUCUAAUAACAGGUUCAGUCACGCUUUUAAUGUAUGUUGUGGUUAAGAGUAGUAAGAGAUGUAAUUGAUUUCAAGAAUAGUGCACGUCGCCAAGACUGUUUGUGGGGUGGAAGUUUUUUUGUUUUUGUUUUUUUGGAUGUAUGUUUAGAGUGCGUAAGAAGCUUAUUUUCAUAAAACAAUUAAAGGGCAAAAUAUGUCCCCCAAAUAAUCCAGAGAAACAUAAA
Molecule: messenger RNA, 2409 nt
Organism: Megalobrama amblycephala (Wuchang bream)
Lineage: Eukaryota; Metazoa; Chordata; Actinopteri; Cypriniformes; Xenocyprididae
Gene: zbtb35
Product: zinc finger protein 131
Exons: 7
Coding region: 323-2026 (567 amino acids)
Biological process (GO): regulation of transcription by RNA polymerase II
Cellular component (GO): nucleus
Molecular function (GO): protein binding; RNA polymerase II cis-regulatory region sequence-specific DNA binding; DNA-binding transcription factor activity, RNA polymerase II-specific
Source: RefSeq, a predicted model, not a curated record